Dendrobium catenatum is the source of this 342-nucleotide messenger RNA. RefSeq names its product glutamic acid-rich protein. Lineage: Eukaryota; Viridiplantae; Streptophyta; Magnoliopsida; Asparagales; Orchidaceae. The record is from RefSeq and is a predicted model, not a curated record. The transcript is spliced from 2 exons. The coding region runs from base 1 to 342 and encodes 113 amino acids.
AUGGGUGCCUGUGCAAGCAUACCCAAGGACAUUAAGGGACAGGCUCCAGAGGAGCCUGUAGUCGACACCGUUGUUGCCCCCGAGGAGACCGACAAGGCCACCGAGCCCGUCGCUCCCCAAGAGGCUGAAGCAGCAGAGCCGACAGAGACGGUAGAGGAGGAGGAGAAGGAGAAGAAGGAAGCAGCGACGACCGACGAGUCGGAAACAAAGCCGGAGGAGUCCAAAGCCAUUGAAGCAGAAGAAGGUGAGAGCGACAAGAAGGAGAAGGAAGAUGAAGCAGAGAAGAAUGUGAAGAGCGAGGAGAGCUUGAAGGAGGAGCCUUCUGAGGCUUCCAAGGCUUAA